AUCAGCUCACAGAGGAACAGAUUGCAGAGUUCAAGGAGGCUUUCUCCUUGUUUGACAAGGAUGGUGAUGGUACGAUCACGACCAAGGAGUUGGGUACCGUCAUGAGAUCACUUGGUCAGAACCCUACAGAGGCUGAACUACAGGACAUGAUCAACGAGGUCGAUGCUGAUGGUAACGGAACGAUUGACUUCCCAGAAUUCCUUACGAUGAUGGCGAGGAAGAUGAAGGAGACUGAUAGUGAGGAGGAGAUCAGAGAAGCAUUCAGGGUCUUUGACAAGGAUGGUAACGGUUUCAUCAGUGCUGCAGAAUUACGUCACGUGAUGACGAAUCUUGGUGAGAAGUUAACAGACGAAGAGGUCGAUGAGAUGAUCAGGGAAGCCGACAUCGAUGGUGACGGGCAAGUUAAUUAUGAAGAAUUUGUUACAAUGAUGACGUCACGGUAAAAUGCAACGUCUUCUUAGUCACCUUUUUGUAAGAAAAUAUUUGUUAAUAAGAUUAUUAAUGUUGUCAUGGUAACGGUUGUGUAUAUUAGAAAACACGAUAAUAAGUAUAUAAUAUAGAAGGUGAGUUAUGUUUUUUUUAAUAAUAUCUUAAGAUUUACAAUCAACAUGGAAUUGUUCAUUACUUGAAAGCUAUCGUUUCAACUACGUUAAAGGUUCGUUAUUCCAAAAAAGAAAAUUGCAAAUACGAAAAGGGUUCGAUCCGGAAUAUUUGGGAGCUAUACAUUCCGAAGGCUCGUGAAUCCGAAAAGAAAAUAGGGUUUUUUAUUCCUAAGAUUUGUUAAUCCCAAAAUAAGAUAAUUUUCGUUUUCCGAAGGUAGUCCGAAAAUGAAAUAAGGUUACGAAACUUACUUAAUAAACUAUGUAAACCUUGCUUUACUUUCGGACUACAUAAUACCAUCGAUAGUACGAACCUUAUUUCGGUUUAACAAACCUUCGGUAUAUUUACAUUAUCUAAUUUUAGGAAUAAUGACGCUUCGCAUGAACGAACCUUCGGAUAAUUCGUUGAUACUAAAGCAUAAACACCAACCGCACAUUUCAAACAAAAAUUGCUUAAAAGUGGUCAUAAAAGCGUCUUUUCUUUAAUGUUGUCUUAUUUUACCAAAUGAAAUCAAAAGGAUCUACGGAUGUUGUAAGUCCAUGAUAAAAUAUCAGACAAAGUUACAUCAAUCUCAGGGUUCUUCCAAAAUCCAAAUAUAACUACUCAUUCUAACAUGGACGUGAAUUUCUUUAUUAAAGACCCCUUCACAAUUAUUCGGAUUCAGUGGGAACCAGGCAGAACUAGUUGGACUAAUUAAUUCGGGUGGAUUUCAAAUGUCAGGAAUGUCUUUGAUGAAAAUAAUCCUGAUUGUCGAUCUAAUGAGAUAAAAAUGCUUUGAUGGAAUAACACAAAUAUUCAAAAAGUUUUCAUUGAAAUAUAUUUAUUCAGGAAAUCGCAAGAUCAGUAUAAAAAGAUUGUUUUACAUCGAGGUCCUGAAAAAAAAUUAAGAACUUACAAAAGUAAGAACUUACAUGAAAAGUCAAAACUGAUAAAAGAAUACGACCCCGGGAAUACGACCAUCUGCUAUAUAAGCUAAAUAAAAGAAUGACAUUGGCAAAUUAUAAAAAUCAUUAGCCUUUAGAAUACAUUAAGAAUACGGUACCCUUCGAAUGCUAGUUGAUAUCUUCCUUUUUUGCGUAUUUUACAUUUUUAAAAUAUAGGCCCUAUUUUUUAUGAGCACACAUAUUUUUUUUUUUUGGUCGGGUUCAUGAAUUUACCCGAACAUUAUGCUCUCAGAAGGCAUUUGGAAUACUGAAAAUGUAUUUUGAAAUGACAGAAAUCACAUCCCCCCCCCCUUAAAAAAGUCUGACCACAUUCUGACUAAUUCCGCCUCCGUGUGACUAAGUAUUAUGGAUAAACUUUUGAACCUAAUUAUUUUCUCCGGGAAAUAAAUUAUUUUGCUUUAUCUUAACGUAGAGGGAGCAAGCACUAAAUUAAGCGCUGUGUCUGAACUACCUGACACGUAUUUGACUCACUCAUUACAAUCUAAAUUCCAAGGAUUAAAAAAAAAUCCAGAUCGGCUGUGAAUAGUGACCAGCCGAAUCUUAAGGAUUAAAUUUAAAAUCUCAAGAUUUAAAUUCAAAUCUUUUAGAUUUAUAUUUAAAUCAACAAGGUUUAAAUCUAAAUCUAAUAUUCGGCAAGUCACUAUUCACAGCCGAUCUGGAUUUAUUUCAAAUCCUUAGGAUUUAGAGUGUAUCAUCAUUAUCUUAGGCCUUUCAUUUUAAUUUGACAAUCUCUAAUAAACAUAAACCUAUAUCCGAAAUUAUCAUCAUAAAUAUACAUUGAUGUUCAAUUAAUACUAUUUUAGAAACAAAAUAAUCUUCUGUGUAGAUUUUUUAUGGCGAGUGUUUCGAGAAGAAACGGUUUAGGGUAUAUGGCUGGGUUUUUCAUCUCAAAAUUCAUUAAAGGUCAAGUCCACCCCAGAAAAAUGUUGAUUUGAAUAAAUAGAGAAAAAUCAAACUAGCAUAACGCUGAAAAUUUCAUCAAAAUCGGAUGUAAAAUAAGGAGGUUAUGACAUUUUAAAGUUUCGCUUAUUUUUCACAAAACAGUGAUAUGCGCAACUCAGUGACAUGCAAAUGAGACGGUCAAUGAUGUCCAUCACUCACUAUUUCUUUUGUUUUUUAUUGUUUGAAUUAUACAAUAUUUCAUUUUUUACAGAUAUGACAAUAGAGACCAACUCGACUAAAUCAUAUAGUUUUAAACAAUGUUAUUUCCAACUGUUGAUGGAGGAAUCAAGUGUUGUUUCACUUGACAAUGAGGAGAAAAUUAGAAUAUUUCAUGUAAUAAAAUACAAAAGAAAUAGUGAGUGGAUGACGUCAUCAGUCUCCUCAUUUGCAUACCGACCAGGAUGUGCGUAUAACUGUUUUGUGAAAUUAAGCAAAACUUUAAAAUGUCAUAACUUUCUUAUUUUACAUCCAAUUUUGAUGAAGUUUUCAGUGUUUUGCUUGUUUGAUUUUUCUUUUAUUAUUCAAAUCAACUUUUUGUUGGGGGUGGACUUGUCCUUUAAGCAUAAGAAUAUUUGGAAAUGUCGAAGUAGUUUUGUUUUUACUAAAUAUUUUUAUGCCCACUUUUCGCCUAAUGAAAUUCACGCUUAUCGCAAUAUUAUCAAAAUUGGUGAAUGGCCAAUAAAAGCAAGAAUUGUAUGAGGAAACUUGCGAAAUUUAAAAUAAUAUACACUCUAAGAAAAGGCUGAGUGAAAAGUUACUAAAUACUAGGUUUUAAAGGGAUUACUGUAAUAUGUAUGUUUAUUGGGAAAGCAAAUAAGCACGUUUCAUUGACACUUUUUACACAACAUUGUGUUGAGGUUACAUCUUGUGUUAUGGGAUUUUAUUUCCAACAAACCCGCAUGUUCCAACAUUUGUAAAUUGUAAUAGAGAUAAAUAAAUAGUAAAAUAGCGUUGACAGAUUAUUUGCUAUGAAUAAUUAAAAUUAAAGGUUCUUAGCUCGCUUUGUGUAAUGUCUUUAGGUAACGUUGUGGAAUUAGCCUAUAUAAGUAUAACAAUGGGCCGGAUUAUUGUCCAAUAUGAAAGUGUUUGCAAAACACUAUUCAAUCAAAAUUGUGUAAAAAGAAAAGAAAGAAGUAAAGAUAGUCUUUAUCGCACAAAGUUUAUCAAUGUAAACGGCUGUUAUUGGUCCAUAUUAGCCUGUAAGGUUGGUUUGUGGCUGCAUGAUGACAUACGUUUAUUUCAUUGUGAUUAUUACCAUUUAUACAAUUUGUUUUUAAGCAAUGAUAAUUAAACAACGAUCAUUCUCCAAA
This is a messenger RNA of Lytechinus pictus (painted urchin), 3796 nucleotides long. Its product is annotated as calmodulin-beta-like. NCBI's taxonomy places the organism in Eukaryota, Metazoa, Echinodermata, Echinoidea, Temnopleuroida, Toxopneustidae. The record is from RefSeq and is a predicted model, not a curated record. The transcript is spliced from 5 exons. The coding region runs from base 102 to 443 and encodes 113 amino acids. Gene Ontology annotation, molecular function: calcium ion binding; enzyme regulator activity.